UUACAGCGCAGCUUUUGCUCCACGUUAGCAUAGUUGAUUUGACGAGCAGUGAAUAGGAAUAAACUUGUGCAAUUUUGUUAACAACAGUUUGAUAAUUUUGUAAAAAAAACAUUUUGUGCCACAUCGCGAUUGGCAUGACUGUUUGGAGGCGAAAGGGCGAGCGACAAGGAUAGCAAUGACCAGGUGGCUAACGUAGCACCGAGGUUAGCCAGCUAGGCAACCAACAUCAGCUGCAGCUAACUUGUCACAAAGCGGUGGUACGUCCAGUCCAGUUAAACAGGUCGGGGAACGAGCGCGGCCAUGGGUGCGGAGAGCAGCGCGGUGAGGAGCUGCAUCCUGGAGGAACCGCUCCUCACCUUGCCCUCCGGACUCACCAUGUACUCGGCGGUGCUCCAGGAUGGAAAGCCCGCUUCUGUGUUUGUUCACAAGCGUGGCAAUGAAGACAAAGUCAACAAAGCUGCCAAGCACCUGAAGACCUUGAGGCACCCUUGUCUGCUACGUUUCCUGUCCUGCUCAGUGCAGGAUGGUGGCAUCCACCUAGUGACAGAACGUGUGCAGCCCCUGGAGCUGCUGCUGGACAGCCUCUCCCCAGAGGAAAUCUGCGCAGGCAUCUAUGACCUCCUGCAGGCACUUGUCUUUUUGCACGAGAGGGGCAAAUCAAGCCACAACAAUGUCUGCAUUUCAUCUGUCUAUGUCAGUGAAGAUGGUCAUUGGAAACUGGGAGGGAUGGAGACUGUCUGCAAGUUCUCUGAAGCAACUCCAGAGUUUCUCACAAGCAUUCAGAAUGUGAGAGAGGCGAGCUGUAUUCCUCCAGAAGAGCAGGUUGAGGACUUUAAAAUGCUUCAGGAUAAAAAUGCUCACUCUCGGGACUGUUACUCUUUUGGAACGAUGGUGGAGACCCUUAUCCCUCUCCUGAAUGGCUAUGUGUCGCAGGAGCUGUCUGACAGCCUGAAGAAGACCCUGCAGGCAGGCCUGCUGAACUCUGACCCCUUGUCUCGACCUCCACUGAGCUCCCUGCUGACUCAUGACUUUUUCAGGAAUGACUUCCUGGAAGUGAUGAAUUUUCUCAAGAGCCUGACGUUGAAGACAGAAGAAGAAAAGAAUGAAUUCUUUAAGUUUCUUUUAGACCGGGUCCAGAGUCUCCCUGAAGAGCUGAUAGCUGCACGCCUUGUCCCCAAACUGCUCAACUCUCUCGUUUUUGCAGAACCCAUGGCUGUCAAAAGCUUCCUUCCUCAUCUUCUAAGGCCAAAGCAGGAUUCCAGUGGUGGUGGUAGCAGUGAAGAAUGCCUGCUGUCUGUGACCCUUUACCGUAAACAUGUGAUUCCUCAGCUUCUCAAGCUCUUCAAGGUCAACGAGGAACACGUGCGGGUCGUGCUACUGGGUCACAUCCACAUCUAUGCUGAGUUCUUCUCCCACGAUGAGCUCAAAAGCCAGAUCCUGCCUCAGGUUUUGUUAGGAAUGAGAGACACCAAUGAUUCUCUGGUUGCCAUGACGCUGCAGAGUCUGGCAGUGUUGGUGCCUUUGCUAGGAGCUCAAGUGGUGGUUGGAGGAGAGAGAACCAAGGUCUUUAAACGCACCACACCCAACUUCACCAAGUCUACGGAGGUCACGCCUGAAACUUCACCUGUCCAUAUUGUUGGAGGUUCCCACCCUCAGUUGGCCCAGCCUUCCAAAAUCCUGAAUUUAUUCCCCAGACCGUCAGGGACUGAAGGCUUGGUCCUGGGUAAUAUGAAUAGUUUAGCAGGUAGUAGGGAGACGCCAAAAAGCUACCCCCUGGCACCAAAAUCAGAUGUGAGUAGACAGAUGUCUCUUCCUUUGAACAGCCUUAAUCAGGACAAUGAGAUGGAGCCACUGUCAUACAGCCCAGAGCAGCCAGACAGACUAGAAGGCCCCGUGGAAGACUGGCCUGACUGGAGCGACCCCGAAGAAAGCGAGAACAGAGGUGGACAGUCAGUCCAGAUCCACAUUCAGGCGUCAGAAAGAAUAGAUCCAGGCAGAAGCAGACGGCCACACUCACACCAGAACAUGGAGGAGGAGCCGUGGGACGACUUUGAGGACACUGAACCUACCUCAGAUCUUUCCCCUACUGCUCCUUUAUCAGACCCAGCUAUACUCACACCACCCAGAGGGGGCACUACUACGUCACCUGUAAAACAUGCUCCUGAAGCACUGAGAUUGGGGUCCUCUAAACCCCUAAAGCUGACCUCAACAUUGCGACAAUCCACACAGAGCAGGAUCACUUCCUCAUGGGACAAUGGCUGGGCUCAAGAGGAGAGGGACUCUGAGAAAUCACACAGCCCAUUUGACCCGAACCCCAAACCUACAGUGCCACAAAAGAAUGGUGGGAUAGGAGGUUUAGGGGAGGAGUUCACAAUUAAGGUGAAGAAAAAGGUAGAGCAAGACCCAGAGCUGGAUUUGUUUGCUGACAUGGUGCCGGACAUCAAGAUGUCUUCUCCAGCUCUGCUGCCACUGGAAGAAAGUGUGAGCGAUGCAGGACUGUCUGCAUUGUCCUCAGUAAACAAUAAAUCUCUGCAGGUUGACUCAUCCAUCGAUACCAUAACACUCACUGCCAAGUUCGCAGCUGCCAACCUGACAGAGAUGGAAACAGAUGGCUGGGGAGAUGGAGAUGACCUGAACUGGGAGGAUGAGAGUGCCUGGUGAUGACAACUGAUCCGUCUGGUUUAUCUACAGCAAAAGACUUGAUCACUGGACCUCUGGAAGCGCCAAAUUACAGCCAACUGGUUGCUGCUCCAGCUUUUAGCAGCAUGAGGCAGUAAGAAUAAUAAUGACAGGGAUGGGCUAGAACAUUUUAAAUCCUAUUCUCUUGGUCCCUGGACAUUUAUUAUAAGUAUGUUCAUCAAAAUGGAAGGAUUGGCUGCUUAUCAGAUAUUGGCAGACUUGGACAAAUGAAGCUGCUUUUAAUAGUUUGCCAACUGAUUUAAGUCACCUAGAAAUCAAUGAGGAUCUUAAUCAGAGGUGAAUGUCAUCCUGUUUUCAUCUGCUUUUUUUUUUUUUUUUUCUUCUAAAUGUGCCAACUUCACUACUGGCAUUAAGAUCAAGACACUUUUUGGUAGGAUGCAACUUGUCCAAAAUGUGUUAGGUUUGAUUUACAGAAGGCUUGCACUUUGAAUGAAUGUGGAAUAGGAAUUACCUAAUUUAUUAGUAGCUUUUUGGUUGCUGGUGAAAUAAAGA
Molecule: messenger RNA, 3192 nt
Organism: Seriola dumerili (greater amberjack)
Lineage: Eukaryota; Metazoa; Chordata; Actinopteri; Carangiformes; Carangidae
Gene: scyl3
Product: SCY1 like pseudokinase 3
Exons: 14
Coding region: 301-2661 (786 amino acids)
Biological process (GO): protein phosphorylation
Molecular function (GO): protein kinase activity; ATP binding
Source: RefSeq, a predicted model, not a curated record